Molecule: messenger RNA, 2225 nt
Organism: Arabidopsis thaliana (thale cress)
Lineage: Eukaryota; Viridiplantae; Streptophyta; Magnoliopsida; Brassicales; Brassicaceae
Product: magnesium transporter, putative (DUF803)
Exons: 12
Coding region: 648-1973 (441 amino acids)
Biological process (GO): magnesium ion transport; magnesium ion transmembrane transport
Cellular component (GO): membrane; early endosome; plasma membrane
Molecular function (GO): magnesium ion transmembrane transporter activity
Source: RefSeq, marked reviewed
ACGAGAGAGAGAGAAGAGAAGAGAGUAAAAAUGGUAAAAAGCCCAAAACAAAACGUGAGGAGCAGCAAGAAGACAGAUUUAACAACACAAAAGGGCCCAACCACUACGUCAUUUUGUAUCAAUCUAACAUCGCCAUCGUCGUCGUCUUCGUCACCGUCGUCUUCAAGCUUUAUCGGCGAUUGGGUCUUCCUUACGAAAAAUCAAAGCUUUUUUAGAAUUUUCAAUUUUUGGGGAAAGAUCCAAUUUUUAUCCUUCUUCCUUUUAUUCGACGCCAUUUUGUUUGGUAAAGCUUAAAUCUCAAAAAGGAUUCUCUUUGUUGGGAGAGAACUUGUGCAAUCUGCAUCUUCUGUUAGAAAUCGAUCUGGAUCUGAAGCUCCUCUAUCGUCCCUUCGCAGGUUUUGUCUCAUUUUCUCUUUCUCUAUGCUAAUCAUCGAAAACCCUUGUUUCAAUUUUGUCCAUUUGAUCUCUGUUUCAAUCAAAGGUACAAGCUUGUGUUUGCAAUCACCAUCUAAUAGCCCUUCUUAGGUUUUAUGCUUCUUCUCUUGAAGGCUAAGAUUCAUAUGAGGGAGGCCUGAGCUAGUUGAUUGGUUCAAGUUUGCAGCUUUAGAUGAUCCUUUAACUGAGCUAUCUUCAUUCUUUAAUUACCAAUGGGAGAGUGGGUCAUCGGAGCUUUCAUCAACAUUUUUGGAAGUGUUGCUAUUAAUUUUGGCACAAACCUUCUCAAAUUGGGACAUAAUGAGAGAGAAAGGUUAGCCCUACAAGAUGGCGGAGGAAAGAUGCCAUUGAAGCCAAUUAUACAUAAUCAGACUUGGAGAGUUGGGAUCCUUGUCUUUCUUCUUGGGAAUUGCCUCAAUUUCAUUUCGUUUGGUUAUGCUGCUCAGUCCCUUCUAGCAGCUCUUGGAUCCAUUCAAUUUGUAUCCAACAUAGCAUUUGCUUAUGUUGUAUUGAACAAAAUGGUUACUGUCAAAGUACUCGUUGCUACAGCCUUUAUAGUUCUUGGAAACGUUUUCCUUGUAGCUUUUGGUAAUCACCAGUCACCAGUUUUCACACCCGAACAGUUGGCAGAGAAAUAUAGCAAUGUAACAUUCUUGGUCUACUGUGGUAUUUUGAUUUUAAUAGUAGCCGUGCACCAUUUCCUCUAUAGGAAGGGAGAAGUUUUGAUAUCUACACCUGGACAAGAAAUUAGCUCUUAUUGGAAAAUGCUGCUUCCUUUCUCAUAUGCAGUGGUCUCGGGUGCUAUAGGAUCAUGUUCAGUUUUAUUUGCCAAGUCACUCUCGAACUUGCUGAGAUUGGCCAUGUCUAGUAGCUAUCAACUGCACAGCUGGUUCACAUACUCUAUGCUUCUUUUAUUUCUUAGUACAGCCGGAUUCUGGAUGACAAGAUUGAAUGAAGGAUUGUCUCUAUAUGAUGCAAUUCUCAUAGUUCCAAUGUUUCAGAUUGCUUGGACUUUCUUCUCCAUCUGUACAGGAUGCAUUUACUUUCAAGAGUUUCAGGUUUUCGAUGCGCUAAGAACAACAAUGUUCAUAUUAGGAAUGAUGUGUGUAUUCAUAGGCAUUUCUUUACUAGCACCUGAUGAUACAAGAGGCAAUGAGACAAAAGAUAAUUCAUCAUCUCUUGACUCCAUCGUGUCCUCGAGUGUGCCAACUGAGGAGGACAGGUUGAUACCACAAUCAUCUGAAGAUGGACACAGCAAAGACACAAGAGUAGUUGUACAAGGAAUGUAUAUGAAAGCAGCUGAUUUAAUUGCCAAGACAAAGACUGCUUGUUUAGCAGCACUAGGAUUUGGUGAAGACUCUAUAAAUGCAUCUGCGAUUCUAGUGAUGCCAAUGGUAUCUUCGAAGAUUACAGGGUUUAGAGGAAACGGACUCGAACGGGCAAAGAUUUUGUCCAUGAGAGGGUCAGGAUGGAGCAAACUAGCCAUGGAAGAAGAAGGAACAAGAAUGCUUGAAAAGACCAUCUCUUCAAAGGCUUAAGUAGGUAGUGAAAACAGAAAGCAUGAGACCGAAUCUCAUGCACAUUCUUCUCUUAUCACAUAUGUUGUAGUAGCAAAAUCUGUUUUUAGGAAACCAUCCCACGAUUGUGUAUUCUUGCAAGAACCAAAUUGUAUUACAUAACAACAUCUCUGUAUAUUCAUUUUUUUGUUUGAGACCUGUGAAAAGUGUUUCAUAAAGCACAAAAUGUAAACAAGUUUGAAUCGAGUUUAUAUUAUUAUUACAAAUCCAUAA